Acanthosepion pharaonis is the source of this 624-nucleotide messenger RNA. The record is from the annotation of a GenBank genome assembly. Lineage: Eukaryota; Metazoa; Mollusca; Cephalopoda; Sepiida; Sepiidae.
AUGGCUUCCAUCUCUCCUUGUCUUUUUUUUUUCUUCUUUUUUAAUUUUUGCAAUUUAGUGUAUUUUACCUUUCUCGUUCACAUUGCUUCUUUCUUUCCUUUUCUUUUCUUUUCUUCUUCUUUCUUAUUCUUUCUUUUUUUUCUUCACCAUGAUUCAAUGCAUUUUACCUUUCUCGUUCAUAUUCUUUCUUUUUCUUUUUUUCUUUUUUUUUAUUCUUUCUUUUCUUUUUUUUUCUUUUUAUUAUUUUCUUUCUUUUCUUUUCUUUUUAUUCUUUCUUUUCUUUCUUAUUCUUUCUUUUUCUUCACCAUGAUUCAAUGCAUUUUCUACCUUUUCGUUUUCUUCUUUCUUUUUUUUUUUUUCUUUUUUCUUCUUUCUUUUUCUUUUAUUCUUUCUUUUUAUUUUUCUUUUUUUAUCUUCACCAUGAUUCAAUGCAUUUCUACCUUUUCUCGUUCACAUUCUCUCUUUCUUUCUUUUCUUUUCUUUUAUUCUUUCUUUCUUUCUUUUUUCUUUUUUAUUCUUUCUUUCUUUCUUAUUCUUUUCUUUUUAACUUUUGAUUCAAUGCAUUUUACCUUUCUCGUUUUCAUUUUUUUGUUUCUUUCUCCCCCUAUUUAUUUUCUUUUAUAA